Messenger RNA from Peromyscus leucopus (white-footed mouse), 1164 nucleotides. RefSeq names its product olfactory receptor 4E1-like. Gene Ontology annotation, molecular function: olfactory receptor activity; G protein-coupled receptor activity. Gene Ontology annotation, biological process: G protein-coupled receptor signaling pathway. Lineage: Eukaryota; Metazoa; Chordata; Mammalia; Rodentia; Cricetidae. The coding region runs from base 135 to 1076 and encodes 313 amino acids. Gene Ontology annotation, cellular component: membrane. The transcript has 2 exons. The record is from RefSeq and is a predicted model, not a curated record.
UUCUGACUAUCCAACUUCAACUAAGUCCUUCCCUCUACUGGAAGAUAGUUUUCAUUAUACUCGAACUACAGGACAGAAAAUCCAGGUAUUUUUGAAGGGACUGAGAGCAUCAGAAAGCACUCAGAGCUGAAAGAAUGGAAAAAGCUGUCCUUGUCAACCAAACUUCAGUGAUGUUUUUUCGGCUGAGAGGUUUAUCUGUAAAUCCAAAGGUACAGAUGGUUGUGUUUUUCAUGUUCCUCAUUUUCUACGUCCUCACACUGAUUGGUAACAUCCUCAUUGUCAUAACUAUCAUAUUUGACCGCCGGCUCCAUACACCCAUGUAUUUCUUCCUCAGCAAUCUGUCCUUCAUUGAUGUCUGCCAUUCCACAGUCACUGUCCCAAAGAUGCUGAGAGACACCUUGUUAGAAGAAAAGCUCAUCGCUUUUGAUGCCUGUGUGGUCCAGAUAUUCUUCCUGCAUCUCUUUGCCUGCACAGAGAUCUUCCUGCUUACAGUCAUGGCCUAUGAUCGGUAUGUGGCCAUUUGUAAACCCUUGCAGUAUAUGACUGUGAUGAACUGGAAGGUGUGUAUGAUUCUGGGAGGGGCCAUGUGGACAGCAGGGACCAUCCACUCCAUAUCUUUCACCUCACUCACCAUCAAUCUUCCCUACUGUGGUCCUAAUGAUAUUGACAACUUCUUCUGUGAUGUACCUCAGGUGAUUGAACUGGCUUGCACGGACACCCACAUCACUGAGAUUCUCAUUGUCUCCAACAGUGGUAUGAUCUCUAUGGUGUGCUUUGUGAUUAUUGUAGUGUCCUACGCAGUCAUUCUCGUGAGUCUAAGGCAACAGAUCUCUGAGGGGAAGAGGAAAGCUCUGUCCACUUGUGCAGCCCACCUCACUGUGGUCACACUGUUCCUGGGACACUGUAUCUUCAUCUACUCACGCCCAUCCAUCAGCCUCCCCGAAGACAAAAUUGUUUCUGCAUUUUUCACUGUUGUUACCCCUCUGCUGAACCCUAUAAUCUACACCCUUAGGAAUGAGGACAUAAAGAACGCCUUGAAAAAGUUAAUCAGAAGGAAAGAAAUAAAAGAAAAGUGAAAAUACUAAGCCCUUAGAAUUCUUGGUGAUCUAAAUCCAAGAAGCAACUAUAUAUUGUAUUUACCAGAUGAUAUGACUUACAACCUUU